ACGCCGGUAGCAAAAUAGCUUGCGACAUAAGUACGCUCCAAGAUGUAAAAUAUGCACUGCUGCUAAUCAAACCAGGCUAAACAAUAUAACCGACUGGAGAAAAAUACAAAUGAUAGCUAAUUAACUCGACUGCCACAAAUUGAAGUUGCAGACCUUAUGGCUUUGUAUUGUGGGUAUUGUAGUCCACGGCUAAUUCGAAAUAACUUAACGUUCACUAUCACGUUAUGGCUGCCUGCUCUUGGACGGUGAACUGUACAGAAUGUCUGCCGUUGGGCUGCUUACACGCCUGGAGUGGACAAGUAAGCCGAUGACAGUUGCACCGAGGUGACCGUGGCGAGGGCGAGUACACAACGCAGAAGCCAGUGGGUCCAGGCAUUCGUAUAAACCUUCUGCACAGAGAAGUGGGUGACUGAGUUUGACUUGCCGGCCAAGCCCAGAUUAGCUGAUGUAUGGCUUGUUCCUUCAGCUAAAUACGCCAUCAGGGGACCCCGGUGUGCAGGAAGCCGUGCUCACACUUCAUCAGUUGCAAAAACAGGAUAUUUGUACGCGUCCGUGCCUGCCAUGGGUUUCCUGAGGAUCCUCUCUAGCACUAUGGCAAGGAUGAGUACCUUCAGAUCUUACCAAAUGGUACUGCUCUUGGCAGCCGCGCUGGCCGUGGUUGCCUUCUACUACUUUGGUUCGGAGCGGCACAGUUUUUCCAGCACCACUAAACGCAUCAGACAGUCCCAAGCUAGCCAGAACGCGAACCGAAACGACGCAGACCUUUCUCUAGACACCAGACCGGAGCAUAAGGAAUCGAAGAUUGCUUUUGAGGCAGAUGACGCCGCGCGACAGGGGGACGCGAGUCCUGCGUCAGUUGAAUACCACGCGCUCAUGAUGUUUACCAAAGUGGACAAGAGUAGGGGGCUGCAAGCAAAAUUCCAGGUAGCCGUGAGGUCCAUGGCGAAGCACGGCAGCUUCCUGGAAGGUGAAGCGCUCGUGCUUCACUUUGUGAGUGACGAGGCCAGCCGAGAGCUCGGCGAGAAGAUGCUGCCCGAACUGCUCAUGGACGCGACCUUUCUGUACCAGGUGGUGUUCCAUGAUGUGAGCAGCCUGUCGGAGAAGCUCCUCCCCAUCGUGGAGGUGAUGCAGAAGCACUUCAGCGCUGGAUCCGGCGCUUACUUCAGCGACGCCAUCUUCUUCCUGUCGGUGGCCAUGCACCGCAUCAUGCCUGCAGAAAUGAAGCGCAUCGUGCAGCUGGACCUGGACCUGAAGUUCCGGAGCAACAUCCGGGAUCUGUUUCAGGAAUUCUCCCACUUCCCGCCCGGAGCUGUGAUCGGAAUCGGCCCCGAGCUGCAGCCGGUGUACAGGCACAUGUUCUGGCAGUACCGGAAGGAGAACCCCAAGUCCAAAGUGGGCGAGCCCCCCCCGGACGGGCAGCCGGGCUUUAACAGCGGGGUGAUGCUGCUGGACCUGGAGGCCAUGCGCCGCUCGGCUCUGUACAACCAGCUGCUGGAGCCGGGCCGGGUCGCCGGGCUGGCCGAGAAGUACCACCUGCAGGGGCACCUGGGCGACCAGGACUUCUUCAGCCUGAUCGGCAUGGAGCACCCCGAGCUCUUCAGCCCGCUGCCCUGCGGCUGGAACCGCCAGCUCUGCACCUGGUGGCGCGACCACGGCUACGGCGACGUCUUCCAGAUGUACUACCGCUGCGAGGGCCCGGUGCACAUCUACCACGGCAACUGCAACACCUCCAUCCCCGACGACUGAGCGUCACCACGGCAACUGCAACACCUCCAUCCCUGACGACUGAGCGUCACCACGGCAACUGCAACACCUCCAUCCCCGACGACUGAGCGUUAUCACGGCAACUGCAACAAGCCCAUUCCUGAUAACUGACCAUUCCCACGGCAACUGCUGCAUACCCUUCCCAAUAACUGUCAUUACCAUGGUAACAGAGACUGAGCAUGUUUUCAUGGCUACAUGCCUGUCACCAGUGACUAAAUGCAUUACCAUGGAAACAUGCACAUCUCUGACUGCUAAGCGCAUCAUCACAGCAAUAGUCGAUAGUCUUCCCUGAUGACUGAACACAGUUACCCCAGCAAACUACAAGAAACCCAUCCCUGACGAUCCCUGUUUCCUUCACCGCUACGUGACGCUAGCUGUACAGGGUUUCAAGUGAACUGUCUGUUUAACAUACCUCUGAGGAGUGUACAUUAGCUGCCCAAGUGUUCCAUCUCUGGGGCUUUUAGGAACAGAGAUGUUGGAACACCUGGUCACUGUCCCCUUGACAUUUUGCAGGACAGACCAGCAGGUCUGGAAGUCAGACGUCAAACGUGCACCGCAAGCUCUUCAUCUGAAAGGUCUUCAGUUCAGGCUGAAUUUCGCAGCAAACCAAAAAUCGCCUGUAAGGUGGGAUUCUGGUGAAAUGUUUGUGAGUCUCAGUCUUCAUGUUUAGCUCGAGUGCCUUGGGAUAGUCAUCCCUGUGCCUGUCUUCAUUGCAUCUCUGGACUCUCAAUCAAACUG
Anguilla anguilla (European eel) is the source of this 2502-nucleotide messenger RNA. RefSeq names its product xyloside xylosyltransferase 1 (gene xxylt1). NCBI's taxonomy places the organism in Eukaryota, Metazoa, Chordata, Actinopteri, Anguilliformes, Anguillidae. The record is from RefSeq and is a predicted model, not a curated record. Gene Ontology annotation, molecular function: UDP-xylosyltransferase activity. Bases 562 to 1746 code for a protein of 394 amino acids. The transcript has 5 exons.